Messenger RNA from Eptesicus fuscus (big brown bat), 1906 nucleotides. RefSeq names its product leucine rich repeat containing 47 (gene LRRC47). The record is from RefSeq and is a predicted model, not a curated record. Bases 42 to 1778 code for a protein of 578 amino acids. NCBI's taxonomy places the organism in Eukaryota, Metazoa, Chordata, Mammalia, Chiroptera, Vespertilionidae. Gene Ontology annotation, molecular function: protein binding; RNA binding; phenylalanine-tRNA ligase activity. Gene Ontology annotation, biological process: phenylalanyl-tRNA aminoacylation. The transcript is spliced from 7 exons.
UACGCCGGAAGCGCCCCGCGGGCUGCGGGAGCGGCAGCGCGAUGGCGGCGGCGGCGGCCGUGUCGGAGGCCUGGCCCGAGCUGGAGCUGGCGGAGCAGCAGCGGCGGCGGGAGCUGCUGCUGACGGGGCCGGCGCUGGAGGAGCGGGUGCGGGCGGCGGGCGGGCGGCUGCCGCCGCGGCUCUUCUCGCUCUCGCUGCUGCACUACCUGGAGGUGAGCGGCUGCGGCAGCCUGCGCGAGCCGGGCCCGGGCCUGGCGCGGGGCCUCCCGCAGCUGCAGAGCCUCGUGCUCCGGCGCAACGCGCUGGGCCCCGGCCUCAGCCCCGAGCUCGGCCCGCUGCCCGCGCUGCGCGUGCUCGACCUGUCGGGCAACGCGCUGGAGGCGCUGCCGCCGGGCCAGGGCCUGGGCCCCGCCGAGCCGCCGGGCCUCCCGCAGCUGCAGACCCUCAACCUCAGCGGCAACCGGCUGCGCGAGCUGCCCGCCGACCUGGCACGCUGCGCCCCGCGCCUGCAGACCCUCAACCUCACCGGCAACUGCCUGGACUCCUUCCCCGCCGAGCUCUUCCGCCCCGGCGCGCUGCCCCUGCUCAGCGAACUGGCGGCCGCCGACAACUGCCUGCGGGAGCUCAGCCCCGACAUCGCCCACCUGGCCUCGCUCAAGACGCUGGACCUCGCCAACAACCGGCUGAGCGAGGUCCCCGCGGAGCUGGCCGACUGCCCCAAGCUCAAGGAGCUGAAUCUCCACGGGAACCAGCUGAAGGACAGGCGCCUGGAGAAGAUGCUGGGCAGCUGCCAGACCAAGUCCAUCCUGGAGUACCUGCGGGCGGGGGGCCGCGGCAGGUGCAGGGGCAGGGCCGACCCCGAGAAGGAAGAGAGCCGGCGCCAGAGGAGGGAGCGGAGGAAGAGGGAGGGCGGGGAGGGCGGGGAGGAGGAGGUGGCCGAGGCCAGCCGGCUGCUGCUCCGCGUGCUGCACGUCUCCGAGAACCCCGCCCCGCUGACCGUCACGGCCGGCGCCGAGGUCAGGGGCGUGCGGCCGUUCCUCGUGGGCGCCGUCGUGAGGGGCAUGGACCUGCAGACGGGCAACGCGCUCAAGCGCUUCCUCACCUCCCAGACGAAGCUGCAUGAGGACCUCUGCGAGAAGAGGACGGCGGCCACCAUCGCGACCCACGACCUCCGCGCCGUCCGCGGGCCGCUGCUGUACACCACCCGCCCGCCGCAGGACCUCAAGAUCGUCCCCCUGGGGCGCAAGGAGGUCAAGGCCAAGGACCUGGUGCGGCAGCUGCAGCUGGAGGCGGAGGAGCACCGGAAGCAGAGGAAGAGGCAGACCGUCUCGGGCCUGCACAGAUACCUCCACCUGCUGGACGGGAAGGAGCAGUACCCCUGCCUCCUGGACGCCGACGGCGACGUCAUAUCCUUCCCGCCCAUAACCAACAGCGAGAAGACGAAGAUUAAGAAAACAACUUCCGACUUGUUCUUGGAAGUGACGAGUGCGACAAGCCUGCAGGUCUGCAAAGACAUCAUGGACGCCCUCGUGCUGAAAAUGGCAGAAAUCAACAAAUACACCUUAGAGAACAAAGAGGAGGGCUCAGACACCGAAGCGGACGCCACUUCCGGACCCCUCUCGGAGCCCAGGAGGCACCCCAGCACGGAGCGGGACGGGAGCGCGCCCCUGGUGGUGGAGCAGGUGCGGGUGGUGGACGAGGAGGGGCACCUGAAGGUGGUGUACCCGUCCAAGACGGACCUGGACAUCGCCGCUGCCCACGUGACGGUCAUCCGCUGAGGCGCCGCCAGACACCUGGACAGCUCCUCCCUCUGGGGGCUCACACAUGGGGGCAGAGUUAUUCGUUACCUGGUCUCUGUCCAGUUUCCAGAAGAUUCUGCUGUAAAGGCGUGCCAUGCUGUCACGUG